Cynara cardunculus var. scolymus (artichoke) is the source of this 1197-nucleotide messenger RNA. RefSeq names its product WD repeat-containing protein RUP2-like. Gene Ontology annotation, biological process: response to UV-B. The transcript has a single exon. NCBI's taxonomy places the organism in Eukaryota, Viridiplantae, Streptophyta, Magnoliopsida, Asterales, Asteraceae. Gene Ontology annotation, molecular function: protein binding. The record is from RefSeq and is a predicted model, not a curated record. The coding region runs from base 1 to 1125 and encodes 374 amino acids.
AUGAAAAACUUCUCAUCUGAAUCAGAUCCAAUUCUACCAUCUCAAAUUCCCGAUCAGGAGGAGAGAUCAUCAGCCAAGUGUGAGUGGGACUUCCGUAUCUCCGCCGUGAUUUCUUCCUUCGUCACCGAUGGACCCAUCUCCGACACCCUAGGUGUCAUAGAAGUUAACUCCUCCGGCACCCUUUUCGCCACCGGAGGUAUUGCUCGGAAAAUCAGAGUUUACAGUUUGAGUUCCUUGCUAUCGAUAUCACCAAGUGGGGCGGAGGAACCACCGUUGGUCGACCAUGCCACUGCAUGCCUUUUUUGCAUAUGUACCCCAGCAAAACUGAGCAGCCUCAAAUGGAAACCCGGGUUCGCCGGCCGGGUCAUGGGUUCCGCCGAUUACGAUGGAGUUGUCACAGAAUAUGAUCUGGAGACAAAAAUGUCAAUUUUUGAGCGCGACGAGCACAACGGCCGACGAGUUUGGAGCAUGGACUACUCCCAUUGGGACCCGGUGGUCGGAGCAUCUGGUUCCGAUGACGGAACCAUGCAAAUGUGGGACCCACGCCAUGAUGGCGGGAAAUGUGUGGCUACCGUACAAUUAGGGAGUCCUGUUUGUUGUGUGGAGUUCUGCCCAUUUGGUGGCGCAAUGUUAGCCGUUGGAUGUGCUGACCGAAAAGCCUACGUUUACGAUGUGAGGAAAAUGGACAAGGCAGUGGCAGUCUUUAAUGGGCAUGAAAGAACCGUGAGUUACACGAGAUUCUUGGAUGAUCGUACGGUGAUGACUUCGGGUACAGACGGAUGCUUAAAGAUGUGGGAUGUAGAGAAUCAAAGGCUGAUCCGAACGUACAGAGGGCAUACGAACCAAAGAAGGUUCGUGGGAUUAUCGAUUUGGAGAAAUGAAGGAUUGAUUGGAUGUGGGUCGGAGAGCAACGAGAUGUUUGUAUACGAUAAGAGGUGGGGUGAACCGAUAUGGGUUCAUGGGUUCGAACCAGAGGGUGGAACCAGGAGGUCUGAAUAUGGGUUCGUCAGUAGCAUAUGUUGGAGCCAACAAGGGGAAGAUGAGUGCACCUUGGUUGGUGGUGGUUCCGAUGGAGUCGUGAAGACUUUUUCCGGUAAAAGAAAGCCGUUAAUUAACCUCCGUUAAUUAAUUAACUAAAAGCUGACAGAUUUCUUUUUUACAUUCGUUCCAUCCCAUUUUACGAAUAUUGAUAUCCAA